Molecule: messenger RNA, 405 nt
Organism: Prunus persica (peach)
Lineage: Eukaryota; Viridiplantae; Streptophyta; Magnoliopsida; Rosales; Rosaceae
Product: tubulin beta-4B chain
Exons: 1
Coding region: 1-405 (134 amino acids)
Biological process (GO): microtubule cytoskeleton organization; mitotic cell cycle
Cellular component (GO): cytoplasm; microtubule
Molecular function (GO): structural constituent of cytoskeleton; GTP binding; GTPase activity
Source: RefSeq, a predicted model, not a curated record
AUGGACCCUUUUCUUUACACACCAGAGAAGUCCUCACAGUACCACCCUUGGAGUACCCUCCAUUCGGACCCCCAUACACAACAACUCCAUCGUACUCCGCGUGGAGACGCCAACUCCGAUCUUCAACUCGAGAGGAUCAACGUCUAUUACAAUGAGGCUUCCGGCGGCCGGUACGUCCCUCGCGCCGUCCUCAUGGAUCUUGAGCCCGGUACCAUGGACAGCAUCCGAUCCGGUCCGUACGGCCAGAUCUUCCGCCCUGACAACUUCGUCUUCGGCCAGUCCGGUGCCGGCAACAACUGGGCCAAAGGUCAUUACACCGAAGGUGCCGAGUUGAUCGAUUCCGUUCUCGAUGUUGUUCGCAAGGAGGCCGAGAAUUGUGACUGCCUGUUGAGGCCGAGAUGUUAA